Messenger RNA from Ooceraea biroi (clonal raider ant), 1620 nucleotides. RefSeq lists its product as uncharacterized. The record is from RefSeq and is a predicted model, not a curated record. Lineage: Eukaryota; Metazoa; Arthropoda; Insecta; Hymenoptera; Formicidae.
AUGACGGGCGGAUGCAAGCAAUGCGGCAAAAAACAUAACACCUUAUUGCACAAUGAAGAAGGUUUAGUCAAGAGUGAGAUGCAUAAGGAAAGGGCAACUUUGCCCAUUAAAUCAAAUUUGAAUGUUGCAAUCGGAGACGUAGACAAGACAAAUUUACAGACGACUCAUUCAGUGAAUUCCGCUUCGUCCAAAGGCGGGCAGGUAUUGCUUGCAACCGCUCCAGUUAUAAUGUAUGAUAAGUCAAACAAGCCUCAUCGGUGCAGAGCUUUUUUAGAUGCAGGAUCUCAAUUAAAUUUGAUUACGAAGAGUUUAUCUCAAAGGCUUCAAUUAGCAGAGAGACAAGAUAAUAAUAUAGUGUUAUCAGGGAUAGGAUGCAAGCACACGAACACUUUGGGAUCAGUACAGGCUAACAUAUAUUUAACUGUUAAUGAGUUUAAGACUAAACUGUCAUUUGCAGUAAUGGACCGUAUAACCGAGCCUAUGCCAUCGAUACAAUUGAAUAAAGAAUCGUUAGGAAUACCUAGCAACAUUAAAAUAGCAGAUGAGGUAUUUGAGUUACCAGGAGAUGUCGAUAUUUUGUUAGGAAGUGGCGUGUUUUGGGAUUUACUUUGUAUCGGACAAAUUAAGUUAGGACGAAACCUACCCGUGUUACAAAAGACAAAGUUGGGGUGGAUCAUUGGAGGUAACGCACCUAUCAUUUAUCAACAAGAAGUACCAAGGAGAACCGUUCUCAGCGUAAUGGGCAAAGAACCAGGGCUAGAACAGCAGUUGGAACGUUUUUGGAAAUUGGAGGAGUGUUCCUUGGAAACGUCACAGUGGACACAGGAACAAACGCAAUGCGAAAGAGAGUUUAGAAGCACUUAUCAACGAGACCCUUUUGGAAGGUUUAUCGUCCACUUUUCAUUCAAGGAGGAUCCUAGUCAACUGGGAGACUCACGUGAAACGGUACUUAAACGACUACGAUCAGUGAAUAAACGUCUCUAUUCAAACUUGGAAUUGAAAACACAAUACAUCGCCUGCAUUGAAGAAUAUUUGUCAUUAGGACAUAUGACAAAGGUAGACAAAGAGAUCAACCAACGAAGCCCGUAUUGUUAUUAUUUGCCAUACCAUGCGGUGGUAAAGGAAGACAGAUCGACCACGAAACUGAGAGUUGUUUUUGACGCUUCGGCCAAGACGACAUCGGGUAAAUCGUUGAACGACAUUUUAUUAGUAGGUCCGACAAUUCAGCAAGAACUGUUUUCCAUUCUUGUUCGUUUUCGACAACAUCCCUACGUGUUAACAGGGGAUAUAGAAAAAAUGUAUAGGCAAAUUUAUGUACAUGAGAAAUACCGAGGAUUGCAGAGAAUUUUAUGGCAGACAGAGCCAACAGCACCAGUCGAAGAGUUCAUAUUAAACAUUGUCGCGUUUGGACUAACCUUAUCACCUUUCGUGGCAGUACGGUGUUUACAUCAAUUAGCAUAUGAUCAUCAAGAGUUGUGGCCAAAGAUCAGCCAAAUUAUUCUCAGAGAGUUUUAUGUGGAUGACAUGAUCACCGGAGCUGAUAGUGAAGAUGAGCUAAAAAACAUACAAUCAAGAAUCCGCGACAUCCUUACUACUGGAGGAUUCCGGAUACGGAAAUGA